Molecule: messenger RNA, 2445 nt
Organism: Fonsecaea multimorphosa CBS 102226
Lineage: Eukaryota; Fungi; Ascomycota; Eurotiomycetes; Chaetothyriales; Herpotrichiellaceae
Exons: 1
Coding region: 1-2445 (814 amino acids)
Cellular component (GO): nucleus
Molecular function (GO): ATP binding; RNA helicase activity; nucleic acid binding
Source: RefSeq, a predicted model, not a curated record
AUGUCUGGCUUCUAUGCGCGCUACGUUCCCGCGACGACAAGCAGUACCGGCACCGCAGAUAACGCCGAGAAACCUGUGUCCAAUGGGGAUAAGCGCAAGCGAGAUCAAGAUGCGGCGAUCCAUGAGAAGAGACGCAAGAAGCUGAAAUCUUCAAAGACACCAGACCAGCCCAUUGACACGUCCCCCCUCCCGGUUCCAAAGAAAGCCACCGUGGCCGUCGAAGAUUCUUCAGAUGUAACGGGAAAGGCAAUCUUGGACAAAUAUCGCAUUGCGGAGGCUGCAGGGUCUGAAACUACUUCAGCUACGGUUGAGGCCAAGGCCUCGAAUGAAUUGCAACGUGUCAAUUUGAACUCGGACGAUGGGAAUCAAAGAGCGCAUGACAGCCUGACACAGAAGAAGAAGGAGAAGCGGAGGAAGACAGGUGAACAAAAAGAGGAGGAGGCAAAUGUUGCAGCAUAUCCACAGAAGCACACCGCACUGCUCACAAAAUAUGAAAAGGCAAGACAACAGGACCAGAUAGAAACGAAGGUCGACACAGCAUUGGACGAACCGCCUCCAGAGCUCCAUGGUCUUGAACCCAUACCUCAACCAAAGCAGAUAGAGGUAGUUCCAGAGAAACCAACCUACUCUACCCUCCCACCUUGGCAAGAGAACCCACUGACCGUCCCUUUGGAUUCGACCUCGUCUUUCGAGUCACUCGGGAUCCAGGAGCCAUUGUUGGGAAAUCUGAAAAGACAAAACCUGCGACAUGCAUUACCGAUACAGGCAUCAGUAUUACCUUUAUUACUUGAUGGUGCUGAUCAUCAUCCCGGCGACCUUUGUGUAUCGGCUGCUACAGGCUCCGGUAAAACUCUCUCAUAUGUUUUGCCCAUUGUGGCCGAUCUGAAGGACAUCCCAGGUACAAAGCUCAGGGCUGUUAUCGUUGUCCCAACGCGAGAGCUUGUAAAGCAAGUCCGUGACCUGUGCGAUAUUUGUGCAGCAGGGACAUCUCUUAAGUUUGCAACGGCCGUGGGAAGCAAAUCUCUCACCGAAGAGCAAGAUCUGCUUGUAAAAGAGGAAAAGAUCUUCAAUCCAGAGGAGUACGAGCAAUGGCAACAGAGUCCUAUCGACUGGGCCAACUUUUCGCUCUCAAGGCUGGCUCAAAAUGUGAAAGAUGCUGAUCCGAUGGAGUCAGCGGGCUAUGUCACACGAUAUAAAUCCAAAGUGGACGUGCUCAUCACGACACCUGGUCGAUUAGUCGAUCACCUCAAGUCUACUUCCGGUUUCACUCUCGAUGACUUGAAGUGGCUUGUUGUGGACGAAGCUGACAGAUUGCUGAAUGAGAGCUAUCAAGAAUGGAUUGCUGUGGUCAAACCAACCUUAGAGUCGCGGGCGGCAACCGCAGGAAGGGAUCAAAUACUCCGCCACAUGAGGAUGACACUCCCGAGACGAAAUGUCAUCAAGGUCUUGCUUUCUGCAACCAUGACCCGCGAUUUAUCUAAGCUGAAUUCUGUGGGAUUAUGGAACCCGAAACUGGUCGUUCUGGGUGGUAAUCCAGAAAAGUCGAGAGUAGAUAGGGUUGGCGCACCACCCGAAAGGCUUGAAGAGCUGACGCAUAAAGACAGUGAAGUUGUCUAUCUACCUGGGACCCUCAGAGAAACCGUUAUUCCUGUCACUAACGGCGCCGAGAAGCCAUUAUAUCUCCUGCAGCUUCUUCACAGUCAUAUCGCACUAUCUCAAAAGCCGUUGGGCUCGGAUGGAAGUGUUGGCCGUCCUUCACCAAAGUCAGACGCCGGGUUCAACUCAUCCUCAUCAUCACAAUCGUCAGAAGACGAGCGUGAUUCAUCUACGGACACUGAAUCACACUCGCGUGAAGGUUCGACUGCUCCCAGUCUCGGCGCGAAGAAGGCUCCGGAGAGUCACAAGACCACAAGAGCACCGCGAGCGUUGAUUUUUACGCGCUCGACCGCUUCGGCUACCAGGCUCUCCCGAUUGCUAUGUAUCAUCGAUCCUCUUUUGGCUCCUGGAAUCUCGACUCUAACGCGCAGCACUGCCUCGUCUGCCUCCUCACGUCGAGCCUUGGCUUCUUUCCGCAAGUCAAAGAUAUCAGUAUUGAUCGCCACAGACCGCGCCUCUCGUGGUCUGGAUGUACCUGGUCUUGAGCAUGUCAUCUCAUACGAUGUCCCCAACAGUCCUUUGACGUACGUGCAUCGUGUAGGUCGAACUGCUCGGGCUGGCAGGGCUGGCCAUGCAUGGACAUUCGUUGAACAUAGAGAAGCAGCUUGGUUUUGGCGUGAAAUUGGAGGCAAGGUCAAGCACGCAACGCCGGGAACAGGCGUUGACGCAGUGUCGAUUCAUAGGCAGACCAAAAUUUCCAAGCUCAAUCUGAGCGUUGAGGGAGUAGACAUCAAAAAGAGGUACGAGGCGGCUCUGCAGCAACUAGAGAAAGAAGUUUUGGGCAAGUAA